AGCCAAUUAUUAUUUUAAUUAAUUAAUUCCCAACUAUAAAAGGCCGCCAUUUCACACCUCAGCUUUCUCUGCUUGUUUCUCUCCUCUCCUUUUCACACACUACACUCUCUACCAAGAUCAGCUGCUUCCAUCGCUCAAGCUUCUCAGAUAUGGCAUCUUCUGAUAAGCCAGAAGUCAUUGAUAGAGAUGUCAAGGAGAAAGAUCACAACGAGGAUGAGGAUAAGGGUGGAUUUAUUGACAAGGUAAAGGACUUCAUUCAUGACAUUGGUGAAAAGAUUGAGGGAGCUAUUGGUUUUGGCAAGCCAACUGCAGAUGUUACAGGGAUUCAUAUCCCUUCAAUCAAUCUAGAGAAGGCAGAUCUUGUUGUUGAUGUGCUUGUUAAGAACCCCAAUCCUAUUCCAAUCCCUCUCAUUGACAUCAACUACUUGAUUGAGAGUGAUGGACGGAAACUUGUUUCAGGCUUAAUACCAGAUGCUGGAACUAUUCAUGCACAUGGCGAGGAGACUGUCAAAAUACCAGUUACUUUGAUUUAUGACGAUAUAAGAAGCACAUACAAUGAUAUUAAGCCUGGAAGUAUCAUUCCAUACAGGAUUAAGGUUGAUCUCAUUGUAGAUGUUCCGGUCUUUGGAAGGCUAACUCUACCUCUUGAGAAAACUGGAGAGAUUCCAAUACCUUACAAGCCUGAUAUUGAUCUUGAGAAAAUACACUUUGAGAGGUUUUCCUUUGAAGAAACUGUUGCUAUGCUUCAUUUGAAGUUAGAAAACAAGAAUGAUUUUGACUUGGGCCUUAAUGGAUUAGACUAUGAAGUUUGGCUAUCUGAUGUAAGCAUUGGGGGUGCAGAACUAGCCAAAUCUACCAAAAUUGACAAAAAUGGAAUUAGUUACAUUGAUAUUCCCAUCACCUUCAGGCCUAAGGACUUUGGCUCUGCACUUUGGGACAUGAUUAGAGGAAAAGGCACUGGUUACACUAUGAAAGGACAUAUUAAUGUGGAUACACCUUUUGGAGCAAUGAAGUUGCCCAUUAGUAAGGAGGGUGGUACAACCCGCCUCAAGAAGAACAAGGAAGAUGGUGAUGAUGAUGAUGAUGAUGAGGAUUAGAAAACAGUUUCUUGAAGAGUUCUAUCCGAGUAGCUGCUGUUAAAUUGUUGGUGGAGGUUGAGUAUAAUAAUAUAUUGAUAGCCUCCACAAGGUAUCACCUUGUGUUUGUUGUUUUACAAAUCUGUUAGGCAAGGAAGUUGGUAGCUUCAUUUGUGCAUUUGCAUUUGUUGUGUUGUGGUGAAAAUUGCAAUGUGGUAAUUGUUUUCAGUGGCAUGUCCCUGUUUUGCCAGUAGACUUUGAGCCUCCUUCGAACUCGGAUACCUAUCUUUUGGUUGGUUGUGUAUUUUAUUCUUCAGAUUUCGGUUUAUGUUGUAUCUAUUUAGCAUAUGAUAUUUUGAGUACUAAACCAUUUGUGUU
Hevea brasiliensis (rubber tree) is the source of this 1454-nucleotide messenger RNA. Its product is annotated as desiccation-related protein At2g46140. The coding region runs from base 150 to 1097 and encodes 315 amino acids. The transcript is spliced from 3 exons. Lineage: Eukaryota; Viridiplantae; Streptophyta; Magnoliopsida; Malpighiales; Euphorbiaceae. Gene Ontology annotation, biological process: response to desiccation. The record is from RefSeq and is a predicted model, not a curated record. Gene Ontology annotation, cellular component: cytosol.